Molecule: messenger RNA, 1266 nt
Organism: Mus pahari (shrew mouse)
Lineage: Eukaryota; Metazoa; Chordata; Mammalia; Rodentia; Muridae
Gene: Pld6
Product: phospholipase D family member 6
Exons: 2
Coding region: 17-682 (221 amino acids)
Biological process (GO): piRNA processing
Cellular component (GO): mitochondrion
Molecular function (GO): RNA endonuclease activity producing 5'-phosphomonoesters, hydrolytic mechanism
Source: RefSeq, a predicted model, not a curated record
CUUAGAGGUGGCGGCCAUGGGGCGCUUGAGUUGGCGGUUGGUGUUCGCGGCUGGUGCGGGCCUCGCGCUGGCCCUAGAGGCACUGCCGUGGCUGAUGCGUUGGCUGCUGGCUGGGCGGCGGCCACGGCGCGAGGUGCUUUUUUUUCCCUCACAGGUGACCUGCACCGAGGCUUUACUGCAGGCCCCAGGGCUGCCCCCGGGGCCCUCGGGCUGCCCGUGCAGCCUCCCCCACAGCGAGAGUUCACUGAGCCGCCUGCUGCGCGCGCUGUUGGCCGCCCGCUCCAGCCUGGAGCUCUGCCUCUUCGCCUUCUCCAGCCCGCAGCUGGGGCGUGCAGUGCAGCUGCUGCAUCAGCGCGGGGUGCGCGUGCGGGUCAUCACCGACUGCGACUACAUGGCCCUCAACGGCUCUCAGAUCGGUCUGCUGCGCAAGGCAGGUAUACAGGUACGGCAUGACCAGGACCUAGGCUACAUGCACCACAAGUUUGCCAUCAUCGACAAGAAGGUGCUCAUCACCGGCUCCCUCAAUUGGACCACACAGGCCAUCCAGAACAACCGGGAGAAUGUCCUGAUUAUGGAGGACACAGAGUAUGUGCGGCUGUUCCUGGAGGAGUUUGAGCGCAUCUGGGAAGAAUUUGACCCCACCAAGUACAGCUUUUUCCCCCAAAAGCAGCGAGGACACUGACCCUGCUUUGGCCUACUCCUCCUCCAGCCUGUUCUCGUGAUGUCCCCUUUCCUGGCUGGCUGGGGAGCAUCCCCAGCAGACGUUAGGAAGCAGGCAAGUGUUGGGCAGUGCUGCAGGCUACCCUCGAUAGGCAGCAUCUUCUCCUGGGCAUCACCAGACACGCCUCAGAGCGCACUGGCUCUUGUCUCCCUGCAGUGUGUAGUCGCUGGGGGGCACUCCCAUUGGCCACGCCUGCAGCUUGCCCAGGCUUGGCUUUGCUUGUCCAUGCCCCUCACACAUAGAGCCAGACUGUGGACUUGGGAGGGACCUCGACUCUAGCCCUGUGGCGGACUCAGUGCAUUUACUCGUGGCUUCUUGCUCAGUAGUGGAUCAGAAGCUGACGACAAAGGGAACCCCGGAGGUAAGCAGACUGCCCAGGCUGUUACCUCAGCUCUGCUGGGCACUGACAGGAGUCAGAGGAACAGCUUCUCACACCUGUGACAUGAGCUGCAGUUUUGUCAUUGUUCGUGCUUGUGUGCACGACAAGCUCCAUGUGGCUCCUGGCAUGUCUGUCCCUUAGCUUAAUAGCGGAUUCUGCACAAUGC